Messenger RNA from Ipomoea nil (Japanese morning glory), 1750 nucleotides. RefSeq lists its product as uncharacterized. Gene Ontology annotation, molecular function: pseudouridine synthase activity; RNA binding. Gene Ontology annotation, biological process: pseudouridine synthesis; plastid translation; maturation of LSU-rRNA from tetracistronic rRNA transcript (SSU-rRNA, LSU-rRNA, 4.5S-rRNA, 5S-rRNA). Bases 104 to 1309 code for a protein of 401 amino acids. The transcript has 10 exons. NCBI's taxonomy places the organism in Eukaryota, Viridiplantae, Streptophyta, Magnoliopsida, Solanales, Convolvulaceae. Gene Ontology annotation, cellular component: chloroplast. The record is from RefSeq and is a predicted model, not a curated record.
CUUCUAAAAUCUAAAGUAUAAACCUCUCUCUCGGUCUCGGACAACCAACCAAAACCCACAAGCUGAGCCCCGAUAAAACUACCGGAACUCCGGCCCGGCUCGGAUGGCGGCAAUACCGGCGGUUGCGGCGGCGUCCACCUCCGCCUUCACCUUCCUCAACCUCUCGACAUCACUUCCGCUUGCUCGCAUCACUCACUGUCGUCUCCGGUGCGUAAUCGCAUCUUCGCUCUCCACUUCCGCCAAUACUGAAUUCAACAUCACUUUCGCUCCUCCCAAGCCGAAGCCGAAGCCUUCACCUCCGCCUAUAACCUCAACCUCAAACUCCGAGGAGCAGCUCUACACCCCAUGGAUCGUGCGGGAUGGGAAAGGGAAUCCCGCUCCAGCGAGUCUUCUCCACGCGAUGGCCAUUGCCAAGACGAGCAAGAAGAAGAAGAAGACGACGACGAUGAAGAGCGAGAAUGCUCCUAAAUCCAAACCUGCGGCGCUCUCAACUGAGCCUAAGUAUUCGAAAGCUGCCCGCCGGUUCUAUAACGAGAAUUUUCGAAACCCUGCACAACGCCUCAGUAAAAUCCUCGCUGCUGCUGGAGUGGCAUCAAGAAGGAGCAGCGAAGAACUGAUUUUUCAAGGUCGAGUUACUGUAAAUGGUUCAGUUUGUAAAACUCCACAGACUAGGGUUAAUCCAGAAAAGGAUAUAAUUUAUGUUAAUGGGAACCGUUUAUCCAAGAGGUUGCCCCCAAAGGUUUACUUUGCAUUGAACAAACCAAAAGGGUACAUAUGUUCAUGUGGGGAGAAAGAGACCAAGUCGGUCAUGAAUCUUUUUGAUGAUUUUAUGAAGAGUUGGCAUAAGAGGCAUCCAGGAGAACCCAAGCCACGGCUAUUUACAGUGGGGCGCCUUGAUGUAGCCACAACUGGCUUGAUUAUUGUGACAAAUGAUGGGGAAUUUGCUCACAAAAUUUCGCAUCCUUCAUCAAAUCUAUCAAAGGAAUAUAUUGCAACAAUAGAUGGUGAAGUCAAUAAGCGACACUUGAUUGCCAUCAGUGAGGGAACAGUCAUUGAGGGCGUCCACUGUACCCCAGAUCUUGUGGAAUUACUACCAAAACAACCUGAUAUCUCAAGGCCACGACUUCGUAUAGUGGUCCAUGAAGGGAGAAACCAUGAAGUUCGGGAGCUUUUGAAAAAUGCUGGACUCCAGCUGUAUGCACUGAAGCGUGUGCGAAUAGCUGGGUUCAGGCUUCCACCAGACCUUAUGCUCGGGAAGCAUGUUGAACUAACUGCAGGAAACAUGAAGACAUUGGGGUGGAAGAAAUAGGAAAGUUGAAUGGACGCUCGCGUGAUUUAGUUUCAAAAGCACACUUUGCUGAAGAUUUUGAUGGGAUUCAAUUGCUAAUAUACUAGUUAGCAACAGUCCUUGAGAAUUCUAAGGAUUCAGUUUAUCUGUCAGUUCUCAUAUGAUGAUGAAUGCCUGGCAUGUAAACAGACCAAAUCCCACAGGAAAAGAAGAGACGACAGAUGAUAUCAAAAUUAAAUAAAGAUUCAAUUUUAUUUGAAUUUGGGGGUGGGUGGUUUAUGUAUUUGGGUAAUUCCAGUGGUAGAUAGGAUUGAUGCCUGUAAUGUGGUGUUUUCAAAAUGAUGGCCAUAUGGGCAAUUGCAAUUAGAUUCAAUCAUACUCUUUAAUGAAAUUGUUACAAUUCAAAGCCGAAGAACUUCUAUAGCUUGUUGGGAUUUUAACUUUUAAUGAAUGCGUUAUCAA